Eruca vesicaria subsp. sativa (arugula) is the source of this 363-nucleotide messenger RNA. NCBI's taxonomy places the organism in Eukaryota, Viridiplantae, Streptophyta, Magnoliopsida, Brassicales, Brassicaceae. The record is from the annotation of a GenBank genome assembly.
AUGUCUGAGUAUCAUAACAUUGUGGAUUUAAAGGAAUUACUGAAAGGAAAUUGGUUUUGCUCUAUGGACUGUACGAGGAUCAACUCCACAUUGCAGAAGUUACUCCUUGGUGAGGCGGAGAAUCUUUCAGAUUCUUCUUUGGAAAUAAUACGCAUGAAGCAAGGAAGAACUGAUGUUGAUUCCGUCAGUCAUCUUGACAUCAGAUGGAGACUGAUCAGCGGCAGAGUUACUUCUCCUGAAAGCCGGAUGUUGCUGUCUCAGGCAUUGGCUAUUUUUCAUGAUUGCUUUGAUCCUGUAGUUGAUAAAAACCAGAGGCGAAAGAGUCAAAGGCAGGAGGUUAUCUUGAUCCAGCAAAAUAAUUAA